Molecule: messenger RNA, 883 nt
Organism: Dicrocoelium dendriticum
Lineage: Eukaryota; Metazoa; Platyhelminthes; Trematoda; Plagiorchiida; Dicrocoeliidae
Source: the annotation of a GenBank genome assembly
ACGUAAAUACGCGAGCCACCAUAAGCAUUAAACCAGUAUUCCGAUUCUUGGUAAACGCAUGGUCCAACAACCCCGGAAAACCGAAGUUAAAGGGUGGAUAAGGAAAAAAUGUAUCAUUUCGAAGCGUUUGGAUGACAAAGUUGCGGUGAUAACAGGAGCCAACAGUGGAAUAGGAAAGGUUGUGACCACAGAGAUGGCCCGACGAGGUUGCACCGUCGUCAUGGGCUGUCGAAGUAUGGAAAGAGCAGCAACGACAAAGAAUGCCAUCCUCACCGACUACGGGGACUCAAAUCCGAACAGCACAAAGAUCAACGUGGCUGACGACGUUGUGGCGUCCUCCCUAUCACCGAUCCGUCCAGAACAAUUAAUAUUGGAGCAACUGGAUUUAGCCUCACUGAAGUCAGUCCGUGAAUUCGCGGAACGCGUCGCGUCCGCUUAUCCAAAGGUCGAUUUUCUCAUAAACAACGCAGGCUUGAUCUUGGCUCACUACGAACAGACCGACGAUGGUUUUGAGAAAACCAUUGGUGUGAACCACCUUGGACACUUUCUGUUGACGGAUUUGCUUUUGGGAAAUAUAAAGCGCGCGGCUCCUUCUCGUAUAAUCAUUGUGUCAUCUACAUUUCACUAUCAAGGAAAAUUGUGCAGACCUGACCUGCAGAUGAAAAAAGAUGAGUACAACGGUCAAACUGCCUACAAGCACUCAAAACUCAUGAAUGUGAUGCAUGGUUUGGAACUGAGUGAUCGACUGGAGGGGACCGGAGUAACUGUGUUAAGUGUCCAUCCAGGACACAUUAGGACAGAGAUCUUCCGUGACUUUAGUACAAUCAACCAGAUGCUUGCAGGUACAUGGAUUAGUAGUGUAUUUGGUUCUAUUAACCAAUAA